Centrocercus urophasianus (Greater sage-grouse) is the source of this 3260-nucleotide messenger RNA. It is a transcript of the gene CEP55, whose product is annotated as centrosomal protein 55. Gene Ontology annotation, biological process: mitotic cytokinesis; regulation of phosphatidylinositol 3-kinase/protein kinase B signal transduction. The record is from RefSeq and is a predicted model, not a curated record. NCBI's taxonomy places the organism in Eukaryota, Metazoa, Chordata, Aves, Galliformes, Phasianidae. The coding region runs from base 145 to 1536 and encodes 463 amino acids. The transcript has 8 exons.
CUGUGGGCCGCCUGGUUCAGCCGCAGGGGAACCGUGCUGCGGGUGUGGGGCUCUGCGGGAGCUGAGAGCCCUGUGUCGUCUGAGCUCCCUCAGAGCUGCGGAAGAGGUCCUGCUAGGGGGAAAGGUCUGCAUAGGCGCUGGAAAAUGAAUUCCAAGACGGCCAAGGGCGUUAUUAUUGGCAAAUGGGGUUUAAAGUCCGGUAGCUCCAGGCUAGAGAGCGAUCUCGAGAAGUACAAGCAGGAGAAUGCAGCCCUAAGAAAAUCCCUGGAGGAAAUCGCCAAAGGCAAGGGCCGAGCAGAGGAGCCGGAGCGGAGCCGGCUGUUGGAGAAAAUUCUUUGUCUUGAAAAAGAAAAAGAAAAAUACAACCAUCUUCUUGGAGAGAAGGACAAAGAAAUCCAAAACCUAAGAGACAGACUUAAGUCCAAAAACAAGAACAGUGAAGUCUCCUUAUUACACAGUCAACUAGAAGAAAAAAUGAAGGAAGCAGAAAGGAGAGAACUGUUACUUAGUUCUCUGUCAGAAGAAAUGAACCAAUUAAAAUGUAACUUAUCCACUAUUACUGUGAAAUGUUCUGAGAUUGAAAACAGAACUGGUAGUUCGCAGGCAUCCCAGGAAACAGUAAUAAACUGCCCUGGAUCUCCAACUAAUCUUAGUGAAGUUGAAAAACAGCUAAAAGAUGCUCUUGAGAAAAACCAGCAGUGGUUACUGUAUGACCAGCAACGUGAAGCAUAUGUCAGGGGACUGCUGGGAAGGAUCUUGGAACUUGAACAGAGAUUGGAAACUGUUAGUCAGCAACAACCCAAAGAAUCUAAUGCAGAAGGAUAUCUACAAGAAAAGCAAAAACAUUAUGAUCAGCUCUUAGAAAAUGCAAAGAAUGAUCUUGAAGCUGAAAGAUGCACUGUAACCCAGUUGAAAUGUGAACUUAAUGAGUUCAAAAAGAAGUAUGAAGAAAGACAACAAGAAAUAAUGAGCUUAAAUGCCUUACUGCAGUCACAACCUAUUGUUGAAAUGAAGGAUCAAGAAAACGAAAACAAAAUUAAAAGAGAGAAAAUACAGAUACUAAAACAAGAAAAUGAAAGUAUUAAAUUACAGCUACGAGAGGAAAAGAAAAAGUCUGAAGAUCUCUCAUCUCAGGUACAACUUCUUCGUAAAUCAUUGCUCAAGCAGCAGGAGGAACACACUAGGAUAGCUUUGUUGGAACAGCAGAUUCAAAUAUGCACUGCAGACUUGGAGAAUGAGAAGCUUGACCGCCAGAACUUGAAGCAUCAGUUAAACAAAAUCUUUAAGGAAUUGUUCAAGGCUAGGGAGCAAAUAACUCGUCUUGAACCUCUGAAGCUCCAGGAGUCUGGACAUGUGGAACCACAAGAAGAUUUGCAAGCUGCAUUUGAAGAGAAGAUUGCAGCAUAUGAUAGUCCUUCCCAGAAACAUUCAAAUCUCCUUGAUGAAAGUUUCCUGGAGUGUCCCAGAUGUAAAGCGCAGUAUCCAACAAGCAAGCACAGAGAAUUACUAGCGCAUAUUGAUUUCUGUACAGCUUAAGCUCCAAAUGGACUUAUUUGCUCUUUAUGCACUGCCAGUAUACUGUUUAAAAAGGCAAAAUAUUUUUGUAAAACUUUUCUUUGAAGGCUAAAUGAAGGACUUUCUAUUUCUGUUCGAUGAAAACAGUAAUUUGGCAUCAAAUUUUCCACUUGACUCUUGUGGAAAUAGUCAUUGUAUUUUUGCUUGCAAAUGGAAAUAUCUGUAGAAUUAGGGCUAUUUUCAUAGAGCAAACUACUGAUUUUUUUUUUUUUUUUUUUGCACUAUUAAAAAUGAGAGCAGUAAAAAUGCACCUACUGUGUUGGAUUAAUACUUGACAUAUCCAGUUUUGAAACUGACAGAAAAUGGAGUGUUAUUGUUUUGUGAUUACAGCACAAUUCUCUCAAUCUACUGUAGACCUGGGUUUGUUGUGAGUAUUUUCCUCAUUUUACCUGUAGUGAAGUCUAAGUCAUUGUUAUCAUGAGAAUGAUUAAAUUAAGGACUACUUGGAAGGCAAAAACUAAAAAAAUGAACUUCUCCUACAAUUCUAUGGUUUGCUGAGACCAGCAAAUUACCUGCACACAGACUGUAAGAUAAAUCUGUCCCUGGUGUACUGUUUUGAAUUGCUAGCCAGUGUUACUUUGUGCAUCUGACCCAUAAAGUUCUCCCUACUCUUGAAUGGUUAACCAUUAUUUUUAAAUAUAGGGGUAUUUUCAAAGUUGUUUCCAGUUACUAUUGUAAUAUUGCAUCAUAUUGUUGUUAAAAGCUAAUACUUAAAGAAAGACAACAAUUAUGUCACCACUUCUCAAUUUCACUGACCGUCAGGCUAAUCUUUGUCUCUGACAAUUUGGCAAGCAAACUGUGCUUCAGAACCCUAAAGUUUUUGUCAUGAUGGAAAUUCUCUUCACAUCUUCUAAAUUUGGGAUAACCAUGCUUUUCAUUUCAACCUAAUGACCUUAAUCACUUAUUGAACUAUUUUAGAAUUUUAGGUUAGGUGUCUUUUAAUAACAUAUUAAUCAGCUGGUACUCCAUUCCCAGCUGUAUAUUCAGCAUGGUUUCUGCAAUAAAUUCUGAUCUUUUAUGUAUUAUAGAUGAAAUAAGUUUGCCUGCUGCAGGUCUUCUCUGCAAUAAUUUAGACUUUCUUAAAUUAGCUUAAAAUGCUUUCUCAUUAAAGCUGAUGCUACCAAGGAGGAACGAAAGACUGCAGCUCAUUAGCUGCUCAGUUAUUUAAUACUAAAUAGAGGGGAUUCCAAUAAAGUUGAUAGCCUGAUAUUUUUUAAAGUGCUUUGUUAUUCCAACACCUCCUCUGGAUUUUAACAUGCUUAGGUCUAUAUAUAAUAACCUAUCUUAUGUUGCACUUACGUUGGUGCAACAUGAGAGUGUAAUGAUACAUUCGUACAGCAUUGAUAUUGUUUGAAAAGUAGCAAAAUGAAAUUCUUGAGUGUGGAAAGUCUUACUUUGAAUGCACAAUCACCAAUUUGUUAUUACUACCAACCAUAGAAGGGCACUCUUGCUCUUUCAUAAAGCAUGCAGGUCAUAUCACUGUCUCUCUCCUGUGGUCACUGGAAGUGAAGAAAGAUUCAAAGACUGAAGUUUGUUUUUUUUUUUUCUGAAUGUAAACAGGUCCUGUAAAAGUUCUGCUGCUUUUCUCUCUUUUUACAUCUACAAAAGGUGGGUUUCUACCUAAUGCUUGUCUUACUGCUAGGACUUAGCUGUAAGUUUAAUAAUUAAGGCAAGAAUUCAAAAAA